Molecule: messenger RNA, 3172 nt
Organism: Ictalurus furcatus (blue catfish)
Lineage: Eukaryota; Metazoa; Chordata; Actinopteri; Siluriformes; Ictaluridae
Product: zinc finger protein 585A-like
Exons: 2
Coding region: 272-1531 (419 amino acids)
Biological process (GO): regulation of transcription by RNA polymerase II
Molecular function (GO): RNA polymerase II cis-regulatory region sequence-specific DNA binding; DNA-binding transcription factor activity
Source: RefSeq, a predicted model, not a curated record
UCCAGUUCAGUAGGUGGCGGUAAUGCACCUUCAGUUGGUUUGCCAACCACCAUUAAAACAAGAAGAAGAAGAAGAGGUAGAAGAAGAAGAAGAAGAAGCUCUUCUUUCUCCACACGGGCUUCGGAUCUCUGAUACUCUGCGUAACAUCACUAAAGGUGAGUUCAUCUGAAACUUACCACCUGAGCUGCUCGGUUAACAGGUUAGUGGAGAUUCUGGAGUCAUGAAUCUCUGUAUUUUCCUUCCAGUGUCCUGAUUCUUUACACCUCUUAUAAUGAAAUCAGAGUCCAGACGCCGCUCUUUAGGAAAAUCUCCACAGACUCCUGCUGCUACUGGCUCAAAGAUGUACCACUGCUCAGAUUGUGGGAAGAGUUUUACUCGUCAGAGUAAUCUCCAAAAACACCAGCGCAUUCACACAGGGGAGAAGCCGUAUCACUGUGGACAGUGUGGGAAGAGUUUUAGUCAAGAGGUUCAUCUUCAGACACACCAGCGCAUUCACACAGGAGAGAAGCCGUAUCACUGUGGACAGUGUGGGAAGAGUUUUACUCGUCAGAGUCAUCUCCAAAUACACCAGCGCAUUCACACAGGAGAGAAGCCGUAUCACUGUGGACAGUGUGGGAAGAGUUUUACUUGUCAGAGUAAUCUCCAAAUACACCAGCGCAUUCACACAGGGGAGAAGCCAUAUCAUUGUGGACAGUGUGGGAAGAGUUUUACUCUCCAGGGUAAUCUCGAAAAACACCAGCGCAUUCACACAGGGGAGAAGCCGUAUUACUGCCCCCAGUGUGGGAAGAGUUUUACUCGUCAGAGUCAUCUCCAAAUACACCAGCGCAUUCACACAGGAGAGAAGCCGUAUCACUGUGGACAGUGUGGGAAGAGCUUUACUUGCCAGAGUACUCUCCAAAUACACCAGCGCAUUCACACAGGAGAGAAGCCGUAUCACUGUGGACAGUGUGGGAAGAGUUUUACUCUCCAGGGUAAUCUCGAAAAACACCAGCGCAUUCACACAGGGGAGAAGCCGUAUUACUGCCCCCAGUGUGGGAAGAGUUUUACUCGUCAGAGUCAUCUCCAAAUACACCAGCGCAUUCACACAGGAGAGAAGCCGUAUCACUGUGUACAGUGUGGGAAGAGUUUUACUUGUCAGAGUAAUCUCCAAAUACACCAGCGUAUUCACACAGGAGAGAAGCCGUAUCACUGCUCGCAGUGUGGGAAGAGUUUUACUUGUCAGAGUAAUCUCCAAAUACACCAGCGCAUUCACACAGGAGUAAAGCCAUAUUACUGUGGACAGUGUGGGAAGAGUUUUACUUCUCUGAGUAAUCUCCAAGUACACGAGCGUAUUCACACAGGAGAGAAGCCGUAUCACUGUGAACAGUGUGGGAAAUUUUUUCGUGACCAGAGGGCCUUCCGUAGACACCAGCAAAGUCAUACAGGACAGAAGCCGUACCUGUGCGGACAAUGUGGACGGAGCUAUACUCAUUCGGGUUCUUUAAGGACACACAAGUGCUCUAACAUAAAGCCAUCAGAUCUUGACACGUGAAUGUCAAAUUAAGAUGCAUGUUUUUAAUUUUCAUUUUUUAAAGGGCUGUAAAGAGACAUUCUGGCAUAAAACUAUGUUAUUUUUGUACUUACUUUUGUUGCCAGAGGUUUAGACAUUAAUGGCUGUGUACUGAUACUGUAUAUCUCCCCUGUAUUUUAUUCCAUUGCUACUGAGAAACAGCUGAAUGAAGUGCAAAUAAAUCAAUCACAGCUGAUUCUCAUCUAGGAAACACGCAGGUAUUGAGGUUCUUCCAGUGGCAUGACCAUAUGGUAUACAGUAAAAGAUGACCUCUUUGGGCUGAUCUUGUGUGGAAAAGGAACAAUAUAGAUCAGCAAAAAGAGAAGAUGAGUACCAGGACAAGGUAGGGGGAGAGAGGAGUUAGAAUUCAUGGUGGCGUUCAGAGAAGGGCCAGAUCUAGGGUACCUGAUGAAAUAAGCGCUACUAUCAUAGACCAUGUCAUAAACCACGGGCUAUCAUACAGUGAGGAUGGUGAACGAGAACAAACAAAUAUCGGCCGGGACACAGUGGCAUCCGUUGUCUGGAUUUUUCAAGAAUCCAACAGGUAGGAUAAGUCAUAAGGGCUCCUCCUACUGCAAAGUGUAAAUACAGUCAUUUUACCAUGUAUUACUGUACAGUGACUGUAUGGCAGACCAGAAGAUGACUUUUUUCUUUCUUUUUUUUAUUGUUCUAUGGCUUUUUCUGUUUGUAUAUUUUGUAUUUUCACACAAUGAACAGCAGCUAUAUUGCAUAUUUUUGUUAUCUUGCAGUAAUGUCCUAUUGCAAAUAGAGCAUUUACUGCAGCAAUUCUGUCUCUGGCUUCUAUUUUUUCAUAAACCCUACAUUCUAUAAAGCUACUCUGAGAUUGGGUCAUUCAUUUUUUACAUUGAAUUUCUGCAGCAAAAGAAACAAAAUGCGAAAUUCUAAACCCAACAAAACCAAAAUGUAGAGAGGCUUCAAAAGAAAACUGCAGUGCAAAGCACAAUCUAUGAUCAAUACAAUAUACAGUCUACUGUAUAAGUGCAGACCUGACACAUGUAAAAUAAUUCAGUUUCUGUAAUUCCAUCUGAUGUUAGUGUUUUUAUGACAUUGUGCUAUGAUUGACUAAAUGUUCUGUUGGAAGAGAAAGUGUGUUAUUGUUUUGGUAGACAUAGUUUAUUGUAUUAGUGUAUUUAGUGUUGGAGUUUAGUUUACAGUAUGAUUUUGAGCGUGAAAUUAACCGUGUUGCCAGUUGUGUGUAUUGUAGGUGUGUUAAUAGUUCAGAAAAAUUGUUAAAAGAAUAGUCAUAGCAAUCAUAAAAAACUGUAAUAAGACAACAAAACAAAAAAAAAAAGCCCAGCUUGUCAUGUUAAUUGAUACUACAAAGCGUAAACUCCUCUGUCCUGAACAUGACGGAAAACUUAAAACUCACCGCUUUACCUCUGACUGUUUACAAAGCGCUGGCACUGGAGACUCCUUCCACGAACAUUAAACAAACGUCUCCACACAGAAAACUAUAAGAAUGCGUGGAGCAUCUGCUGUACAAGCCCUUGUGAAUGAGCUGUUACUAUAGAAAUGAUAACAUAUUAGAACGAGCACAUUAAUAUGAAUCUGAUUUAGAGCUGCUGGCAUAGAGAAUUAAUCAACACCAGUCAAAAUCCAGAA